Molecule: messenger RNA, 1057 nt
Organism: Hypoxylon fragiforme
Lineage: Eukaryota; Fungi; Ascomycota; Sordariomycetes; Xylariales; Hypoxylaceae
Product: prenylated rab acceptor 1
Exons: 1
Coding region: 402-932 (176 amino acids)
Cellular component (GO): Golgi apparatus
Source: RefSeq, a predicted model, not a curated record
GCCGGGAGCAUCUAAUUUUAACCCAAAAAAUCAUCUACUUGGUACAUACAUAUUUGUUCAGUUUUAACCUUUGGGUCAAUUUCUUUAGAUCGAUCAAUUCUUUCACAACGUACACAACUACACAACUACACCGAAUUGCGACCACCAACAACGAAAAAGGAAAAUAAAGCCUUACAUAGCAUAGCAUAGCAUAUCCUGCACUUCUUGCACACGUCAAAAUCGAUACAUCCAUCUUACCCUAGCCGUUUCUAGCGUACCAAUUUCCACGGACUGAGGAUCUCUGUUAUCUGUCGGUCUCAGCAAAAGCCACGCGUCCCAACUUUUUCAACUCGACCAAAUCCUAAGCAACCCUUUUUUCUCCUUCGCAACAUUGCGGCGCGGUUCAAUCCCCGAACGACGCAAUGGCCCGUCUUCAGAUUCCGUUGGACGUCCUGACGUCGCGCCUGAACAUUCAGGAUCGCUUCUCAGGCUUCCGCAACACCUCACUUUCCAGCAGGUUCGCCAACAUGCGGCCUGUUGGUGAGUUCCUCGAUUUCAAGCGCCUCUCCAAGCCUGCCAAUUUCGCCGAAGUCCAGUCGCGUGUUAAUUACAACCUGGGUACUUUCUCGAGUAACUAUGCCUUGGUCUUCGUACUUCUCAGCGUCUAUGCCCUGAUCACGAACCCUCUGCUGCUCUUCGAUAUCAUACUUCUCGUUGGUGGCUUGUGGCUCCUUGGCCGACUAAAUGGACAGGACCUAACCGUUGGGACAUUUCAUGCAACAUCGUCCCAAUUGUACACCGGCUUGCUCGUUACCUGCGGUCUACUAUUUCUUAUUGCAUCACCUUUCAGCACUGUCCUGUGGCUGAUUGGUGCAAGUGGCGUGGUCAUUGUUGGCCACGCUUCUUUCAUGGACAAGCCUAUCGAUGAGGCUUUUUCAGGGGAGGCGGUCUAGGUGGUCGGCCGCGAGCUCCCAAAUUUGCGCCCCAAUGGGGAAGACCAUCAAGGCGCCCGAAGGGAGGAUGGGAAGAAGAGGAGGAAAACGGCAUAUGGAAUGCCGGGCGCCGGGUUGUGGAAGAG